AUGAAUUCUCUACCAAAUGGUUUAUUUGGCCAUCAGCAUGAACCUGAACGUUUCACUACUGCCAUUUCACAUAUUGAAAGCAAGGCGCUUGAUAUCAAAAUUUUAAACUUGUAUUUCCGGCCUGAUAUGUUGGAUAAAUUUUCAUCGCUUGCAAGUGCAAUGACUCAGUUGCAAUUUAUACUGAAAAAAUCUGCAUUGCCUACAGGAUUUGAAGAUUUUGGUUUCUUUCUGAGAACUCAUGUUUUAGUGCCUCAUUCUCUUUCUAACGAUGUGGAUCAUAAUUUGGAGGAAUGUACCUCAAAUCGCGUGCAUUUCUGGAAUCAUGAUGCAGCUCCCGACUAUCUGCGAACUAAAUUGACACCAGAAGUAGAAGCAGAUGAAGCUCAUAUUGACAAUGAAAAAAAUACUCGCACAUUUGAUCAGGUUAGUAUUAUUUCCUUUGCUGCCUUCUUGAUUCUCGCAUUUGCUUUUGCAUGUCAUUUACGGAAUUUUCUUCAACAACCUUACCUAUUUUUUAUUUGUCUUUAUUUUUGA
Thelazia callipaeda (thelaziosis nematode) is the source of this 534-nucleotide messenger RNA. NCBI's taxonomy places the organism in Eukaryota, Metazoa, Nematoda, Chromadorea, Rhabditida, Thelaziidae. The record is from the annotation of a GenBank genome assembly.